Messenger RNA from Ctenocephalides felis (cat flea), 942 nucleotides. Its product is annotated as E3 ubiquitin-protein ligase siah2-like. Gene Ontology annotation, biological process: multicellular organism development; proteasome-mediated ubiquitin-dependent protein catabolic process. Gene Ontology annotation, cellular component: cytoplasm. The record is from RefSeq and is a predicted model, not a curated record. Gene Ontology annotation, molecular function: ubiquitin protein ligase activity; zinc ion binding; ubiquitin conjugating enzyme binding. Bases 103 to 942 code for a protein of 279 amino acids. NCBI's taxonomy places the organism in Eukaryota, Metazoa, Arthropoda, Insecta, Siphonaptera, Pulicidae. The transcript is spliced from 4 exons.
CUUUAAUUUGCAACCUAAGCAAGAAACAUAUCCUAGUUUAUCCCCGAACAAACCUAGGAACAACAGUGCAUAAAAAAUCAAUUAUAGGUAGGAAUUAAAGUAAUGACUUCUAGUGAUGAACGUAUAUUAAGGAAUGAACAAGUCAUUAGAGAAGUCCUCAAAAUGUGCAACAAAUGUCCUUGUUGUGAAGAAGUUAUGCUGCAACCAUUUCCAAGUCUUAAUUGCAAUGAAGAUCAUCGAUUGUGUUUAAAAUGUUUUAAAGAAUAUAGCCAAAAGCCAUGCCCACAGUGUGUUACUGAUACUUCGAAAACAGAAAAUGCAUCCAAACCCAAACCUGAACCUAUUUUGCCAUUGUGUAAAUAUGCUUCACUCGGAUGCACAUAUUCAGUCAAAGAUGCACCACUUCAUGAAUCAGAAUGCAAAUUUCGAGAAUAUAUUUGUCCUGGAAAAUUUACAGGCAUUUUAAACUGCAAAUGGAAAGGCAAAUUAGAAGACAUCACAAACCACUUCCAAGACAAUCACAAAGAUAACAUUGGUAAAAUGAGUUAUCAGUAUACCGGUCUAAUAAACUUACACAAAAAAGGCGACAUACAAUUAUUCGACGCACACAAUAAAAAAUUCAUCUUUGUUUACGACCGUAAGCUACCUUUCCCCUGUAAUUCAUUCAUUUACAUAGCAUGUAUGGGAACGGAACAACAAGCAAAAAGAUAUUGUUAUGAAUUAGAGUUUUUUAAGCCUGCAGAUGUUGUUUCAUCUCUGAAGUAUCGUAUUGUUUGUGUAUCAGAUUCUGUUCAACCAGCUACUGUUAUACAGCGGAAUCAAUGCAUUUUUCUCUGCAAUAAUUCUAUCAAACAUUUUAUAAAUGAUGACACCUUGAAUUUUAGAUUUUGGGUUAAACAAGUGCAACAUGUUAUUGAUGCUAAGACUAAUCGAAAGAAAUAA